Penicillium subrubescens is the source of this 2418-nucleotide messenger RNA. RefSeq names its product Elongator subunit ELP2. Lineage: Eukaryota; Fungi; Ascomycota; Eurotiomycetes; Eurotiales; Aspergillaceae. The transcript has 2 exons. Gene Ontology annotation, cellular component: elongator holoenzyme complex. Gene Ontology annotation, biological process: tRNA wobble uridine modification. The record is from RefSeq and is a predicted model, not a curated record. The coding region runs from base 1 to 2418 and encodes 805 amino acids. Gene Ontology annotation, molecular function: protein binding.
AUGGCGUCUGUUACAACAGAUUAUAUCAGUGUGGGAGGAAACCGGCAUCCGGGGGCCGCGGAUUGGGAUGUCCAGUCGGGUGUGCUCGCCUUCGGUGCGGACAACAACGUUGCCUUGUGGGAACCUCUGGACGACUCACACAAGGGUGUGUAUGCCCUGCUCGUGGGCCAUUCCGACAAAGUCAGCGUCGUCAGAUUUUACACCUGCCCCGCCUCAGGGACGAAGUUCCUCCUUACCGGUUCCGUUGAUCGUACAAUCAGAGUAUGGAAACAAGUACAAGGCGACUCACGAAACUACAAACAAGUCACCUCUCUUGAGGGACACGAGGGAUCUGUGAAUGCGAUUGCCGUGGCCGAAGGAACGGAUAUCGUUGCGACUGGAGCUGCAGAUGGAACAGUUCGGAUUUGGAGGAUCAGUGCGCAAGACGACUUGAACUGCGAAUCGGUGGAAACAAUCACCAUGAAACCUCGAUUCUUCCCGCUCACACUGGCUUUGCGAGUGCUCGAGGGAGGUAAUGGCAAGCCUUUGGUGCUAGCUGUAGCAGGCACUACCACGAGUGUACAGAUCUUUGCUGCAGAAUCAUCUAUUGACAAGCCGAACUUUCAACGUCGGGCAGUGCUGUCUGGUCACGAAGCUUGGGUUCGAUCGCUCUCGUUCACGCAGGAUAUCCACGGCAAGACCAAGGAUCUCUUGCUUGCCUCGGCUAGUCAAGAUAAAUACAUUCGUCUAUGGCGAUUAUGUCAGGGUGACGCACAAGUCUCUGCCACGAUUGACGAAGAUGAUCCUCUUCUGGGUGGUAUGGAGCCUACGCUCUCCAACAAAGCCCACGAAUUUGAAGCCGCGGGCUCAAAGUACUCGAUCACUUUCGAGGCCCUUCUUUUCGGAAACGAAGACUGGAUCUACACCACAGCAUGGAAUCCCGAUCCAGCGAAAUCUCAGCUUCUGACUGCGUCCGCCGAUAACACCAUCACAAUCUGGGAACAGGAUCCUGCGUCCGGUGUCUGGGUGUCUGGGGAGAGAAUGGGAGAGAUUAGCACCCAAAAGGGUUCGACUACGGCGACUGGCAGUGCCGGUGGCUUCUGGAUCGGACUUUGGUCCCCAGAUGGCAAGCAGGUCGUAAGUCUUGGCCGUACAGGUAGCUGGAGAGUCUGGCAGCAUGACUCCGAGGCAGAGAUUUGGGUUCAGAAGUUCGGCAUCUCCGGCCAUGUACGGUCCGCCAAUGGUGUGCAAUGGGAGCCCAGCGGUGGCUAUCUACUUUCUACUAGUGCUGAUCAGACAACACGUCUUCACGCCCAAUGGCUUCGUGAGGACAAGCGUUCAUGGCAUGAGUUCUCUCGCCCCCAGAUUCAUGGAUAUGAUUUGAACUGCAUUGACACAUUGGGACCUGGACGGUUUGUAUCCGGUGCAGAUGAGAAGCUUCUGCGGGUCUUCAACGAGCCUAAACAGAUUGCGGAGCUGCUUGAGAAGCUGACUGGCUUCCGGCAAGCAAUUGAGGGCGAUAUGCCCGAUACAGCUGAGAUCCCAGUCUUGGGUCUUUCAAACAAAGCUCAGGGAGAUGAAGCCCCCGUUGAAGAAAUUGAGGGCUCUAAUGGAGCCGCACCAUCUGUUCCCGCUACAUCUUUGCUUACCGACUCGCCACCACUCGAAGACCAACUCUCUCGAUAUACUCUGUGGCCCGAGCACGAGAAGCUAUACGGCCACGGCUACGAAAUUUCCGCAGUUGCAGUGAGUCACGACCGCACACUCAUUGCCACUGCUUGCAAGGCCAGCUCUGUCGACCACGCAGUGAUUCGCCUGUAUGAUACAUCAGACUGGCAUGAGAUCAAGCCAUCUCUCACAGCACACUCCCUAACCAUCACCGACCUCUCAUUCUCCGACGACGACAAGUUCCUUCUAAGUGUGGGACGAGACCGCCAAUGGGCCGUCUUCGCCCGAAGUGAACAGGACCCAACUACAUUCACCAGCUGGUCCACAAAUCCCAAGGGCCACUCUCGAAUGAUUCUGGGCGCAGCCUGGGCUCCAAAAACCACCGAACGCAUCUUCGCCACAGCCGGCCGUGACAAAUCCGUCAAGAUCUGGCAGAAGACCGAUGACGCAUUCACAUGCAAGACUACCAUCGCCUUGACAUCCGCGGUGUCGGCGGUUGCAUUCUUACCCACCCCAUAUAAAAACAACUUCAUCCUUGCUGCAGGUGAAGAUAGCGGCGCGGUGUCUAUCCACAGAAUUGCUACUGAUAUCCUCGAGGCGCAACACAUUGUGACUAUCGACCCGCUUAUUGCUCCAUCCAAGACAAUCACUCAAUUAUCAUGGAGGCCCGUGCCAGCGGCCGAUGUGGAUAGCAGGACUCACUUUGAGCUUGCUGUGGCUAGCGAAGAUACAUCUGCUCGCAUAUACGCCAUCUCUAACAUACUCUCAUGA